GACGAUGGAAUCGCGGCAUAAAAGUGUCUCUCGUACAAUGAUAUUUUCUAAAGGGGCUUAAUAAAACGACAUAUAAAAUAGCUUAUCUCGUUCAUUUGUACUGCUUGUGCCGAUUCCUUUAUAAGGCCAGCUUGUGUGUUUGAUAAUCAUCAACGAGCGCCAGAAGUUUGUUCGCUCAUCGUCGAUUGGCAAAUAGCUCUGUUUGCAGUCGCUCGUUUAUUGCGUUGACUCAUGUCGGCAUUCUUUUUAUUUUACGUGUAUGAAUAGAUUAAAUUAUCUGAGUAUCUUUUCUAUCUUUUCCUCACCAUUCCUUAUCUAUAUCUUUUGCAUUCUCUGCUCCCGUUUUUCUCCGCUGUCGCAUACGCCGAACUUAAAUAAACCUCGACCUCUUCAACUGAUAACCCUCCAGUUUCCAUGAAUCAGACUGCUUGUUUUCAAAGGCUAUCUGCCUGUGAGUAAAACGCCGAUCAGUAACCGAACUACAUAAUUUUACAAGGAGUCAGUAUAGUACGAUGCUCGGUGUAUCGUGGAAGCAUCGAAAAUGACGAUGUACUUGAAGCAUUUUUUCGUCGCGCUCUGCCUCGUUUAUUUUGCCGUCUUUUCUUCCGCGAUUUAUGAUCCAAGCGCGACAACUACGAAGCCACCAGAGCGUCGUGAAUCAAUACUUCCUUGGAAUUUGAUUCAGAAUAAAUCGCGCAUUCAAAUAGAACCUCGUUCUCUAAAAUGGCAACAACAGUCACGAGACAAUAUUCCGCCCAAAUCUGACACUUGGAGCCCUUGGCGAAAAGCUUUGGGCAGCGAAAUCGAGCAACGAACACAUAUUGAUAUUGGGAAUUACGGUCCUGAUCAAGUUCCCGAGCAAAUUUCUGAAAAAAUUCCUGAGCAACAACAUAAUUUGGAAUUUGACAAGUGGAAGCAACGAGAAAAUCUGAAACCUUCUAUUGAAUAUAGUGAUUUGAUCAAUUUUGAUAAAAAUUAUAGGCAUUCUGAGGAUGAAUCGAAAUACGGAAAUCGGCCUCAUAAUGAGAUUGAUUUUCAGCAUAAAUAUCCGCAGAGGAAUGACGAUACUAAGGAAAUAAAAGUGGGAGUUCAGAAUGAAGAUUUGUACGAAGGGGUGGCUGUUGAUAGCACGAAACCGCGAAAGGAAAAUAUAAUUCUUUCAAAUAAGCCUCAUCACAAAGUGGCUAAGUAUGAUUCUCGAUUGGGCGUUCAGUGUCCUGAUCACAAUUCCACAGGACAAUUUGUUUAUCCGCCGGAUUGCAAGUUUUUCGUCAAUUGCUGGCAAGGUCGUGCAUUUGUCCAACCGUGUGCUCCAAACACUCAUUUCAAUCCGGAUACCCUUGAGUGUGAUUUUCCACAUAAAGUAAAAUGCUACGAGAAUGAUUCCGCCUAUUUUAGAGAAUCAUUAGACUCUGAAUCCCAGGUUGAUCGAAAAUCGCAAAAAUUGAUAGAACCAAAAUGUCCAUCUUAUUUGAUCGGUUUAUUACCACAUUAUGGGGAUUGUACAAAAUUUCUGCAAUGUGCGCAUGGUGUAACCUACAUUAUGAAUUGCGACACUGGAACAGUCUUCAAUCCUACCGUUGGUGUAUGUGAUUGGCCGCGAAAUGUAAAAGGUUGCGAAGAUACUUUUAAAUCUGAAGAUGAUGAAAGAGUACCACUUACAUCUUUAAAUCCGAGCUUUGGACGCGAUAAGUCACCAUAUACCGAAGUAAAAAGAAUUACGUGCCCUAUGGAUUUUACUGGAUUAUUACCUCACCCAGACACAUGUAAAAAGUUUCUCCAAUGUGCAAACGGUGCUACUUAUAUAAUGGACUGUGGUCCUGGAACAGCCUUCAAUCCUAUUACGAUGGUUUGUGAUUGGCCGUACAAUGUAAAAGAUUGCGAAGAUACUUUUAAAUCUAAAGAUGAUAAAAGAGUACCACAUACAUCUUCAAAUCCGAGCUUUGGACGCGAUAAGUCACCAUAUACCGAAGUAAAAAGAAUCACGUGCCCUAUCGAUUUUACUGGAUUAUUACCUCAUCCAGAGACAUGUAAAAAAUUUCUUCAAUGUGCGAACGGUGCUACUUAUAUAAUGGACUGUGGUCCUGGAACAGCCUUUAAUCCUGUUACGACGGUUUGUGAUUGGCCGUACAACGUGCCCAGCUGUAAAACAGAUAAAUCCGUUGAUGAAAUUCACAAGACAGGAGCUGGUAUUUGGUCACCAUCUGCCGAAGCUGGAGGUAUCAUGUCAUGGUCGAAUUCAGGUCGCUAUAAUCAUACAACAAACACUCGUAAUCAUAUUUUUCAAUCAGGAUAUAGCACGACAAUGAGUCCAAUAUAUAGACCAACAUGGAGACCAACAUGGAGACCAAACUUUACGACAACCUUGAGUCCACGAUGGAUACCAACGUGGACAACCGCGAGGCCAUUUUAUAAUCGUUCCGAGCAUAUUACACAUUAUUAUAAUCCUAGCCAUGUGCGUGGAGAAAAUCGGUACAAAGAUCAUGGAUCGCACAAUUCAGAAUGGAAACCAAAUGUAAAUUUAGAACGUCCUUCUGAGAGCAAUUACGAAUUUCAAUAUCAUUCAGAUCGGCAAAAAGUGGAAAAUCCGAGAAAUGAUCAAGAACCACAAGGGACUCAUCAUUCUGAUCGUCCAGAAGGACCAUUACAAGCACAUAUAAAUCCAGAUUAUCAUUACGGUUAUCAAUAUUAUCCUCCAGGUUACCAUCAUCAUCAUCAUCAUCAUUAUUAUCACAAUUAUGGAUCUACAUCGAAUCCUUCGGAAAAUACAAAUUGGGCUAAUGCCGCCGCUACUAAUAAUAAAAAAUAUAAUCAAGGAUACUAUCCUCCAAAUACUGAUAGUAAUUGGCGUCCUGAUUACAAUUAUAAUCAUAAUUCCCGUCAUUAUGAUCACCAUCAUUUUGAAAAUGCUGCACCGGACAAAACAGAUCAGAGGCAGUUUCAACCUCCUAGAAGAUACGACGAAGAUAACGUUCAGUUUUACGAUAGACAUAAUGAAACUAAGUUUGACACCGACGGAAGUAUGCCAGCAAAUCGAAGAACCGAUUAUGACGUUUCCUUGAAUAGACAAAAUUAUGGUAGGACGACUCCUGGGCUUUAUCAUCUUAGUUUCAAUCGUACUUCUUCAUCCGUUGGAAAUAUUUUACCAAAUAGUGAUAAUAAAUCAACUGAGAGUUGGGAUCAAAUUCAGGAUGAAUUGAGACAAGACGAAUUAUCUUCUCCUUGGACAGAGCAAGAAAAUGUCGCUUGGAAUCAGCCAGAUAGAUCUAAUUUCAAACCAAGUACGUGGAAUGGUCAAGAAAAUCGAGGAAAAGUACAAACAGAAAACCAGACACAUCCGUGGUAUCAAGGUCCUAUUAAUCGGACUGAUAAACCAUACUUGCAAAGUACGAUUGACAGAGAGGCAGAUAUAAAAAUGACCCAGUGGGCAACAAGGACAAAUGUCUUUUCAAAUUCCAAGAACCAAAUAAAUUUAGAAUCUAAAAAUACAACUCAAGAUCCAAGAACAAAUUUUUAUCCAAAUGGUAUAUAUGUCAAUACAAGUGGCAUAAAAGGUCAUUAUAUCACGAAAGAAAUCAAGAAUAAUGAAGGAAGUCCGAAAAUUCAUGAGCCGUAUAAUGCUCAGAAACCUAUUAGAUGGAGUAAUAUUUUCAAUAGCACUGAUAAUAAUUAUGCGUUCACAACGGGAACGCCAAUGACAACGACGAUGGAGAGAAUUUCAAAUGAACAAUCUGAGCUAUCAAGGAAAGGACGAGAUUUUGUAAAUAGUACGACAAAAAGAAACUCGCACGAUUUCGACAUCACAAGCGAAUCCAAUUUACCUAAUGUUUCCAUUGAAGAAGAUGAUUAUUGGAGCGCUAGCGACACAAAAAUAAGUAAUGUAGAUUCUGCUACCCCGAAUGUUAUCGAGCCCGAGAUAAAUGAUUAUGACGUGGAUGUGUUAGAUGACAAAAAUGUCUGGAAGCCCAGACUGGUUUUCGAAAAUAAGACCAAGACCACAACAGCUCCAUCGGUCAUUAUGAAAAUUAGCCCGAAGAAUAUCGAUGUCGAACUUUAUAAUAUCGAAGCGGCACCAUUUAAGGAAGAAGAACCUCCAUUUCCAGUUUAUUAUGUACCACCAGUGCAACCAUUGACUCAUUCGAAAAAAAUCGUUCGACCAACACCCAUAUCUGGCCAGGUGAUUCGCUUGAGAGGUGGCUCGGGACCUAAUGAUGGCUAUGUUGAAGUGCAAGGUAUACUACCUGGUUGGGGUAUUGUAUGCGAUUCCCGAAAUAGUUGGACAUUGAAAGAAGCUCAUAUUUUAUGCAAGCAACUUGGCUAUAUCAGAGGCGCUGAAAUGGCUUGGCAAGGCAGAAACAAUCGCAAUGGAGUGCCAACUUGGAUCGCUGCGAAUACCGUAACGUGUCUUGGCAAUGAGACUAAAUUUCAAUCGUGCAAAUUUACACACAAUGAAGAGUGCCGUGUCGCUAGAGAUGCAAUUGGUGUGCGAUGCGCUCCUAAUCGUAUAGUGCAUUGUCGCAAGGACGAGAUACCGCACAAUGGGCACUGUUAUCAUUUGGCCCACCCUGAUAGCGGACUCAAUCAUGCCGAAGCAUUGGAGCACUGUACUCGAAGGAAUGCACGACUCAUCGACGUCACUAGUCAAGCGGAAAACAACUUUGUGUCUGAGUUGCUAUUGCAAUCGUAUCCGGAAGUUAACUCAAUCAUGACUUCUGGUUUCGGUUUCACCACAAUGAAUCGGACCUUGUGGCUCUGGGCGGAUUCUGCGCGUGCUAAAUUCAAAUUUACAAAGUGGUGGCCUGGAUGGAAGGAUGAUAUGAAACAACCACCAUGGGUAGGCUAUCGUCCUCUUUGUAUCGUGAUGAAACGAAAAUUUCCGUGUUAUGAACGACCUGAAUCGACAUGUGACACAGAUUAUUUUUUUUGGGACACUGAAGAUUGCGCAACUGCUUCGCAAGGGCAUUUUUUUAUUUGCAAGAGACCUUAUGACGAUAUUGGUUGCGUAUACGGAAAAGGAAAUCAAUACACUGGUAAAGCCAACGUAACAAUAUCAGGAAAUGCAUGUCUUUCAUGGGCCGACGAAAAAAAUGCACAUCAAUUACGUGUGAAUAUUGUUAAUAAAGAAGUUCGGGAUAAAUUGAAAACGCAUAACUACUGCAGAAAUCCUAAUCCAGGAAAAGAAUCGAGACCAUGGUGUUUUACAGGACCUGGAAAAUAUGAAUAUUGCGAUAUUCCUGCCUGUGGAAAUAUUGAUCCGAAACGGCCAAUGUUGACUGGCCAAUGCAAACCUAAACAUUUCGAAUGUAUGCCAGGAGAAUGUAUUCCAUCCCCAUGGGUUUGCGAUGGAGAGGAGGAUUGUACAAAUGGAGCCGACGAAAGAAGAUGCAUAUUGGAUCUUAAUCUUUUUCAAAAAUCUGCAAAACAUAAACUUGAGGGUUACGAUGUGGAAAAAUGGUUGAACACACCGUUGAAAACCUGUGCUCUAAGAUGCAAAGAAGCUGAUUUCACCUGUCGCUCGUUUAAUCACAAAUCGGAUGGUAAUGUAUGCUUAUUGAGUAACAGCAACAUUGGAUUGACUGGUGCGCUUAAACCUGACAAGCAGUUCGAUUAUUAUGAAAUGAGAGAGAGAAGCAUGAACUGCAGUGGCAUGUAUAUCUGCAAUAAUCACAAAUGCAUAAAUCAAACACAAGUCUGCGACGGCAAAAAUGAUUGCGAUGAUCGCAGUGAUGAGAAUAUCUGCACUGCUGAAAAUCUCGGUUACGAUAUUCGCUUGGCUGGUGCAAAUAACAGUUAUGAAGGUCGAAUAGAAGUAAAAAUUUUAGGACAUUGGGGACAGGUAUGUGACGAUGGCUUUGGAAUGAUCAAUGCUGACGUCAUUUGCAAAGAGCUCGGUUUCGAUCUCGGAGCUUUAGAAGUUCGAUCGGGUGGAUUCUAUGGAAAUCUCGAGCCACCUACGAGAUUUAUGGUGGAUCAAUUGAAGUGUCGUGGAAACGAGACUACACUACGAGAAUGCGAUUUUAAUGGAUGGGGCAUUCACAAUUGUCAGCCGGAAGAAGCUGUUGGCAUAGUAUGUAAGACUGCAGUCAAUACCUGUCAGGAAGGUCAUUGGAAAUGCGAUAAUAGUCCAACUUGCAUACCUACCCCAUUUAUUUGCGACGAGGUGGUUGAUUGCCCAGAUCGCUCCGACGAGAGUCCGGAACAUUGCGAUGCACCGUUCGAGUUGCGCUUGGCAAAUGGUAGCAAUCCUUUGCAAGGAAGAGUAGAAGUGCGUCAUCACGGUGUGUGGGGUACUGUAUGCGACGAUGACUUUACGAAUGCCACGGCAACUGUUAUUUGUAGAUCUUUGGGAUAUGGUGGUAUCGCAAUCGCUAGGAAGGAUGGCUUUUUUGGGCCAGGCCAAGGACCUAUAUGGCUUGACGAGGUUUUCUGUCAUGGAAAUGAAUCGCAGUUAUAUCGUUGCGAGCAUAAUCACUGGGGCCAACAUAAUUGCGAUCAUAAUGAGGACGCAGGUGUAAUUUGCUCACCUGGAAAUGUUAAUACUGCCGAGCCAUACUGGAUAAACAACCCGGAACUUCCAGAGCGAAACAUCGACGAGCUACUUCCAACAAAUUGUGGUCAUCGCGCCAAAGAUUUUAAUGACGACGAUGAUUUGAUAUUUCAAAAAGUCGUACAUGGUAACGUUGCACCAAAAGGCACUUAUCCCUGGCAGGCCAGCAUACGAGUACGAGGGCAUAGUCGAUCAAGUCAUUGGUGCGGUGCGGUCAUGAUAUCGCCUCUACAUCUACUAACAGCGGCACAUUGUCUGGAAGGUUACAACAAAGGCACAUAUUUUGUUCGUGCGGGAGAUUACAACACGGAUAUAGACGAGGGAACGGAAAUGGAAGCCAACAUCGAGGAUUAUUACGUGCACGAGGAAUUCCGCAAGGGUCACAGGAUGAACAAUGAUAUCGCUCUGAUUCUACUUAAAGGCCACGGUAUCCCGCUUGGCAAGGAUAUCAUGCCGAUUUGCCUGCCGCCAGAGAAUAUCGACUAUUCACCUGGACUCAAUUGCACGAUCAGUGGAUUCGGAAGCAUCGAAACGGGAAAGACGACGCAAUCAAAGGAUUUACGAUAUGGCUGGGUGCCUUUGCUAGACCAAUCAAUUUGUCGGGCUAGCUAUGUUUACGGCGAAGGUGCCAUAAGCGAGGGGAUGAUGUGCGCCGGAUAUCUUGACGAGGGUAUCGAUACGUGCGACGGCGAUUCCGGAGGUCCUUUAGCGUGCUAUCAUAAUGGAGCUUUUACCUUAUAUGGAAUAACCAGCUGGGGUCAGCAUUGUGGCAAGGCGAACAAACCUGGAGUUUAUGUUCGUGUUGCGUAUUAUCGUCGCUGGAUCGAUCAAAAAAUUAAAGAAUCAUUAGCGGGUAGAUAAAAUUUUAGAUCAAAAAAUUUUCAAACAUCUGUGUAUGUGUAUGUGUAUGUGUGUGUCUGUGUAUGUUAUACUUAUUAAUUUGUUUAUAAGAAAAGUUAAUUCAUGUCGGACCAAUGUACAUAAACAAUAAUUGCAAAUUAUAAUUUUAUUAUUAUUUGUAUAUAUAUAUAUAUAUAUAUAUAUAUAUAUAUAUAUAUAUAUAUAAUAAAAUAUUUACUUUGUCAUUAUACAUAUUUUAGAGGAGGAUAAAAGUAAAGCGAUUUAAUUUUAAUGAUUUAGGAGGUAUUAGAGCACAAAUAUGAAAAAAAAAAUAAAAAAGACAUUUCUAUAUUUUUUUAAUCUUAUUAAAAAAAUUGUUUUGUCACUGUGCAAAAAAAAACAUCUACUUUAUACGCACACAUGAUCGUGUGUAUGUGUAUAUUUUCCUUUCUCCUAUGUACGUCAUCAAUCUAAAAAAUUUAAUAAAUGAUAAAAUAAUAAAUUCAA
Messenger RNA from Cataglyphis hispanica, 7894 nucleotides. RefSeq lists its product as uncharacterized. Gene Ontology annotation, molecular function: protein binding; chitin binding; serine-type endopeptidase activity. Gene Ontology annotation, cellular component: extracellular region; membrane. Gene Ontology annotation, biological process: proteolysis. The record is from RefSeq and is a predicted model, not a curated record. The transcript is spliced from 29 exons. Lineage: Eukaryota; Metazoa; Arthropoda; Insecta; Hymenoptera; Formicidae. The coding region runs from base 542 to 7408 and encodes 2288 amino acids.